Molecule: messenger RNA, 1806 nt
Organism: Didymodactylos carnosus
Lineage: Eukaryota; Metazoa; Rotifera; Eurotatoria; Philodinida; Philodinidae
Source: the annotation of a GenBank genome assembly
AUGUCCACGUUUGAAUCAAGUCUUCCAAACGAGGUAAUUUUUAAUAUAUUUGGCUAUUUGAAUUCAACUGAUGUAUUUCUGUCAUUUAUUAAUCUUAAUAAUCGUCUAAAUUGUCUACUAGAAUAUUAUUUUAACACUGUUGAUUUGACGAAAAUAUGGCACAAGACAUUCAAGUGUUAUAUCAACAUUCUACUACCUACAAUUGGUGUAUGGGUGAAAAAUCUUAAACUAGGUGGUGAACAAACAUAUUAUCAAUUGGAUAUUCUAUCAUUAUGUCCAAAUCUACAAACCGUAUCCAUUGUAAAAGUACGCCUUAAUGAUAUUGAAUCUCAUUUAGAAUUAUUUCAACGCUUAUCAGAACUAAAAUUGAGUCUCAUUUUACCCGACGAUGAUGACGAAUAUCCGCAGACCUCAAAAGAAUUUCGACAUAUUAAUUUAUGUAAAUAUUUAUUUUGUCGUAAUAGUUCUCUUGAAAAAUUAGAAUUAAACUGGCUUUUUAUAAAUAAACAUAUUCGUCCAUGUAAAUUACAAGAACUAAUUAUAACAUUGAAUUAUUUUUCAGAUUUAUUUAUUUUAUUCAAUAAUUUACCUAAUAUACGAUCGAUACAGGUGAACUUUCUCAAUGACGAUUGUCAUAAGAGUGAUAUCAAACAUUAUGUCUAUAAAAAUUUGGCAAAAAAGAUCCAUCAUUUAACCGAUUUUUCACUAAAAUCAUGUCAUCCAUUUGAAAAUGAUACAUUUAUUUCGAAUCUAAUUCGCCACUUGCCUUCUGGCUUAAAACGUUUAUCAUUAGAAAUAUCGUUUCGACAACGAACAAAUUUCAUUGACGGAAACUAUGUAAAACGAGAAUUUUUAUCAAAAUUUUUACAAUUAAAUACUCUUUAUUACUCAGUAUUCGUCGAGUUAGAUAAUCAUAUAUUAGUAGACGAGAUUGUUGUCUCAUUCAGCAGUGAUUAUUGGUUAAAAAGAAAUUGGCUAAUUGAAUGUCACUAUAAUGAAAAUCAAAAAUGUUUUUGUUUAAAUUCUCUCCCAUUUUCAUCAUCACCACUUAGUGGAAUGUCUAACGGAUUUCUUGAACGAAAAUGUAACGGUAGAUCUGUUAAUAUUAAUGAUCCAUAUUUUUAUCAGCACAUAAGAGUUCUAAACAUGUAUUCUCCUCUUUCAGUACCACUAUUCAAACUUCUUAAUAAAACCCUUAAAAAUGUUUGUGUACUUAAUAUAAACAGACUGGAAGACGAUACUGAUGAGACCAAUCCAUGGCUACAUGACGAUGAUAAUGUCAAUGAUAAUGAAUAUCAAUUUAAGACAAUUCAAUCUCUAUGUUUCAAUUCAGAUGCAAAAUUAGACGAGAAUGAAUGGAAUAUAUUUCGUAAACGUUUAUUAUUAUCAGUACCAAACGUAAAAAUAUUGAAAAUAAAUUAUCAAACAAUUUUACAUUUAACAAAUAAUUUUAAAGAUAUUAGAUUUUAUCCAAUAUUCAAAAAUAUCAUCGAACUCAUUUUAUUUGAAAUUAAUACUAAACAUUUAGAACAUAUAUUUCAAUAUUUUACAAACAUUCAUUAUUUAACAUUGAUUGAUCUUAGUCUUCGAACAAAAUCAUUUAAAUUAGAUGAUAUUCUUGAAAUAUUUAGAUCAAUAACUCAUCUAGUUUAUCUCGAUGUUCCAUUUGAUAAUGAAAAUAUGUAUCACACAGUUGAAAGUGUUCAAGAAAAGUUGAAUUUCUAUUAUCAUGAUUUUUAUAUUCAAUUCUCAAAGAAGAAUUGUUAUAAUUAUUCAAACAGACAACGAAUACAAUUAUGGAAAUAG